This is a messenger RNA of Periconia digitata, 2229 nucleotides long. The record is from the annotation of a GenBank genome assembly. Lineage: Eukaryota; Fungi; Ascomycota; Dothideomycetes; Pleosporales; Periconiaceae.
GCAACCACCUCAAAUAUCCAUUCACACACCAAGUCGAAUUCCGGAAAAUCAACCUUCUACAGCCGCGUGGACCUCAACACUUGCGCUAUGAAUCGGCCUGGUCCAAACGGUCAAUCACUACGCAACAUAUCAUCCAAUAUGUUUCAAAACCAACAGAAUACCGGACGCGCCGGCCCUCUGGCCGGUAAUAGACUACAGAACGGAAAGAUGGGAACUGGCUCGCAAUGGGCAUUCGGCGGACCUAUGGGUGGUGCUCCCGGUUUGUCCAAUGCACCAUCCCGUGCAAACGGCAGCGGUCUGUCAAGCUUCGCGCAGACAAUUGGUGGCUCACAAUCUCAUACCCCUCUCAAUCUUGAAGAGUUCCCCUCCCUAUCUGGAGCCCCCCAAGCCCAACAGAACACCUCCGCACAACAGAUGUGGUCUUCGAAUCCUUCGUUACGGACCGCCCAGCAUUCGACGAUACAACGGCCACAAGGUCAAGGUGCUCAGCAGGGGCAGGGUGGUCAGUCCGGAAAUCAGCAGAUGCAGAAUCAAGGGCAUGACGACGGAGGUGCUUCUACCCCAAGCCAAUUCACCACCGGAGGAGAUGACUACAGGUUCGGAGGUCAGGCAGGCGUUGGCCAACUCUCAGGUGGAGCUCAACCUCAAACGGGCAGCAUCGAUGAGUUCCCACCAUUGGGCGGAAGCGGAGCGGAUGCUGGGCCGGAUCGGAGGACAGGCAUGAUUCAGAAUGCCGCGGCAUAUGGAGCGAAUAUCAAUGCGACAGGUUUCCCUGGUCUCGGACAAACACGAAAUGGUAUUUCAAGUCCUACAGAAGGCCAGCAGAAUUCUGCGCUAGGUGGUAGAGGCCUGUAUCCUAACAAUGCAUCACGGACACCCUUCGAGGACAUGCGAGGUACACCUACGGGCUUGCCUGACGGCAAUCAACGGAGUGGGCAACCGCUGGUCGGACAGAGGCCACAGCAAGACCAAUUCGAUCCGAGCUUCAGCUCUGACACUUUCGGUUCACCCAAUGCGCAUCAAAUACCACAACAACCGAAGAAACUGUCAGAGAUGACAGAAACUGAGCGGUAUGGCUUGCCUGGACUUUUGUCCAUGAUACCGUUGGAGAGCCCUGACCAUUCGUCUCUCGCCGUCGGUCAAGAUCUCACAGUACUGGGACUUGACUUGAGCCGUCCGGACAACUCGCCGCUGCACCCCACCUUUGGCUCACCCUUCGUGGAUACCAACGCCAAGCCCGUGAUACCGCCUGACUUCAAACUCCCUGCGGCAUAUACGGUGACAAACGUGCCUCCUCUCCACACCAAAGUUCAAAGCUUCUCGGCGGAAACGCUUCUUGUCAUCUUCUACCAAUUUCCUCGGGAUAUCAUGCAGGAGGUAGCUGCAAGUGAGCUGUAUAACCGCGAUUGGCGGUGGCAUAUCAAGCUUCAGCAGUGGAUGAUGAAGGAUCCCGAUCUACCGGCACCUACGCGACUAUCACCCAAGCUUGAGCAUGGCUGGUACCUUUUCUUUGACGUCACUAACUGGCGUAGGGAGCGUAGAGAGUUCGACCUCGACUAUGAUCAUCUCGACCAGCGACAUGGCCCGGUGAUGACAGGACAGUUUAUCGACAUCAUGUCUUCGCUCGAGACGGACGCUUCCUACAGCCGACGCACCCUCGUGGCUUUGUCUGAAGCUGUGCGCGAGAUGACUCCUCUGGGCGCGAAGAGGAUUCCUGCUGCUCCAGAUCGCUUCAAUAUGCUGGUAUGUUAUCCAGGCUACUUUGAGACAGCGCGUUCCUACAACAACAACAAUUGUCGCAUCUGCGACCUUCCUGGCCAUCACUCUACCAAUGUCAAGAAUGCCGCCGCAUGCCACACUGCCAUUAUUUCACUCCUCGGUUUCUGGGAGGAACAGGCUCAAAACAUCAAGUUCCUAUACUCCACGUCUAACCGCUUCUACGAUGCCGUGCAGAAAAUGACUGUGACCUACGAUAUGCGCCUUGACAGCCUCACACAGGUCGGGGGCAGCAUGGAAGAAGUCAUUGCCGAUCGAAUGACGAGGAACUAUCUCAAAUUCCAGGCUUGGUUUGCCCGGGUCCAGGCAAAGCUCAACGCCAUUCUUGACAUGGAGGGCCUCGAUGGCAAACGCUAUGAAGAGAUUAGUGCGUUGUUGAACCGGCGUUUGCUCAAGGGAGAAUCUCUGUCCAGCCUGUUCACCAAGAGUAUCGAGCACAAACCAGUGGCCUAG